AUGCCUUUAGUUCAAAGCUCACAGGACUAUCUGCCUUACAUUGACGCGGUGCCGUCGGAGAACGAGCUUCAAGCGGCACGCGCUCUUAUCCAAGCCGAACUUCCUCAAGACCACAAGAUGACUCUUCACCCCUCAAUACCAGAGCGCACACCUAUCGAAUUCAGCGACUUGGUCGAAGCCGAACACGAACGACUGUCCUCCGGGGCGGAGAAAGAAGCUGGAAUCGACUUGUCGCGUUACGAAGCACAAGAUGCGCCAGCCACAAACGACACGGAACAAUGGCGCGCAACCCUUCAACAAGCAUAUGCCUCUUCGGAAUACCUAGAGUCGCGCCAGGUCAAUCUAUCGUUGCUGGAAACAUACGGCAAGAACGCCUGGCUGAUCUCAAACGACCAACUCGAAGGCAUUCUCCGCACUGCCGAGCGCGAAGUCUCACAAAGGAAGAUCGAGCUGGAGGAUAUCGACAGGGCAAGAAGAGACGGUCAGAAUGCCCGCAAGGGUGAGUUGGAAGCGCUGGAACAGCAGUGGAAGAUUGGCGUGGGCCAGAUGAUCGAGGUUGAGGUCGCUGCCGAGAAGCUGCGUCUGGACAUCCUGGACAAGAAGAGAGCCGGUGCAAGAUGA
Aureobasidium subglaciale EXF-2481 is the source of this 621-nucleotide messenger RNA. RefSeq lists its product as uncharacterized. Gene Ontology annotation, biological process: mRNA processing. Gene Ontology annotation, cellular component: Prp19 complex; catalytic step 2 spliceosome; precatalytic spliceosome. The transcript has 2 exons. NCBI's taxonomy places the organism in Eukaryota, Fungi, Ascomycota, Dothideomycetes, Dothideales, Saccotheciaceae. Bases 1 to 621 code for a protein of 206 amino acids. The record is from RefSeq and is a predicted model, not a curated record.